UUUGAUUGAACUGUAUGUCUAAAAGGCUCGAUAUGAUUCAUAUCUGAAUGUAACUUUAUAUAUAAAAUCACAACAACAUAGUCCACCACUGAUCCAUAUGAUCCAAUAUGUGUAGAAUAUUAUUAUUAACAUUAUAUUCAUUUGAAUGUAAUUCAGUUUUUCCUGGGAGACGCAAAAAUGUACAGUAGGCUAUGUGAAACAAAGUUAGGUCUGCUGGAAUAUUAAUUUGUGAUAAAAUCAUAUUAAGUUAAAUUAUAUCACAAGCAGUACACACCAUACCCUCCCGAGAAAAACAGCCUAUGGCAUGUUUUGAAGCUGGUUUACGUGAUAAAAGCUGUAUUUCUGUGCUGGGUCGCUUUAAAAAAGACCCGGGAGGAGGUUCCUGUUCGAGUUCCUGUUUUUGAUUUCCUGACAUACUUUUUUUUUUGCUUGUUUUGGUUUUUUUUUCCUCCGGAGAUCACACACGGCAUCAUCAACAAAGUCGGUAGAAAUAAAACACAUCUUCGCUCGUGUCUGCUUGAUCUCGGAGGAUUGGAUACAAUGGAGGAGGCGUAUGCGGCGCUGUACCAGGAGUUUGUCCGUCUCCAGUCGCUCUGCUUAAAACAAGCAGCAAUAAUACAGCAUCUCUCCGACACUCUACAACGGCAACAAGGUUUGGUCAGGACUCCGACUGUAAACUUUGAAAAGCCGUGUCAGUUCCCAGAGGAAAGGUCAGGACACCGACCCCAUCCCGCAGAACCCAGAGAACCGCUAAGAGAUCCCAAUGGACCACACAUACUGGGCUUUCAAACUGGUAACGAUCUCGGUCAUAUCGAUACGGGACUAGACAAACUGCGUCUGAACCUGGAUGUGCCGGAUCAGAAGCAGGACAGCCACGAUAAAGCGGCUUUUCACGAUCCGGCGGAAAACAGUGCCUGGGAUGACCUGAGGAGAGUUGAACAACAUUAUUAUGCGAACCAGACUUCACAAAGACUGCGGAGGCCCUGGUCCUCCUCGUUUCUGGACAGCGAGCUGGUCAGUCACGCCGGAGGGCUGUUCAUGUCUGGAGUCACGCUGCAGUCGCAGGUGUGUGAGUUCUGUCACGCUGUGUUUCCUGGACACACCAGCACCCGCGGAGAGUUCCUGCGUCACCUCACCACACACAUGACCUGAAGGAAAGCGAUGCUGCCAACCGCAUUCGUCAAAGGAUGGAGAUGAGAUGAUCACGGCGAUGAUGUCAAUAAUCGUUCCUUUGAUCCUCAAGCUAUUAGAGCUUUGAGUCAGCGAUGAUCUAGAUUUUUAUUUAAUUAAAAUGUAAGGCACGCAAAAUAGUAGUGCAAUAUGAUAAAGUUAUGCAUGCACAAGU
This is a messenger RNA of Puntigrus tetrazona (Sumatra barb), 1345 nucleotides long. RefSeq lists its product as uncharacterized. Lineage: Eukaryota; Metazoa; Chordata; Actinopteri; Cypriniformes; Cyprinidae. The coding region runs from base 541 to 1152 and encodes 203 amino acids. The transcript has 5 exons. The record is from RefSeq and is a predicted model, not a curated record.